UAUUUGAUGUGACAAUCAUCAGCUGAUGACAAUUUGUGACAGGUGCUGUUAUAAUCCUUUUUUACAAUAAAAUUCUAGCAACAAUUUUUAUAAACUUUAUAGUUACGUCGAAGUUAUACUAUGUAAUCAACGUUAAUACCAAAGUAAUCCCUUUAUAAGAGUAAAGAUUAAUAUUUGCAGUGCAAAUAUUUUUUCGCUUAAAGGGAGAAUCAUGGAGUCACACGAAAUUAAUGAUGUAGCUAAUAAUGUACCAUUAAAUGCACAAACUGUGUUAAGGUCAUGUGUUCCAACAACUAAUGAAGCUGAAAGAUUACGAAAUCUCCAAGAAGACGAACACUCGAAAUUAACAAUUGGAGCGUUUUUCGAAUUUAUGAGAACUGCGUACCAAGUUAAUGACAGUUGCGAAGGUCUGCCUACGAUACUAAGUGCUAAUAGCGAAAUUGAUUGGCAAGCAUUAGCAAAGAUUAAUUUAGAUCUAAAAACGCAUGGAGAUAAUAAAGUCACUAAUGACAACUGUAAUUUCAAUAUUCAAGAACAGCAAUACAAACACAAUGAUUCUGCACAAGAGUUAUCGCCACAAACAACAAGUAGUAAAGAAGCAAGUCUAUGUAUAUCGAAUAGUACAAUAAAUUCGCACAAUUCUACAAUCUCUUGUAAUACCAAUAUUUAUGAGGCAUGCAAUAAAGAUGACUCUACACAGGAAUCUAGCAGCGCAGAAAGUUCUUCUAACAAACAUUUAGAAACAGGGGAUAAUGCCAAAGAAGUGAAUCAGUUAUCAGAAAGUUGCCAAACCUCGAAUGAAAAGAAGAGAAUUUUACAGCUUAAGGAGCAUGUGGAAGAGAUUGAAUAUGGUCUAGCAAAAGUUAUGAAGGAAAAUCUAAGAGAUAUCUUGCACGAAGGAUUAUUGGACUCUGUUUUGCCAUACAUGCUGCCGAAAUCUGCUCUAUCACAGCCUGUUAUUAAAAAGUCUAUGGUCGUUACAGAUGUUAAAAAGAAUUCUUCAUUGGGUAAUGUGGUUGAGAAUAAAGCUGCAGUUUCAAUUUAUAAAGAACGGGACAAAGAGAAAAAUAAGAUAAACAAGAAAUCAUUAGAGAACGAGGUAGAAAUUCACGUAUGCGACGAAGAUAAGAACAUAAAAAAGAACUUUAGAUGUCCCCAAAAACUUCUUAUUCAGAAAAUGUGUUAUUUUGCUGAUGUAACAGCAGGGCAGAAACUUGACGAGAUAGAUAUAUCGGUACAUUGUGAUGUCGUUAUUUUUGAUUGGCUGAUGAGAUGGGUAAAGAAAGAUAAUAAAAAGUCCGAGUGGCCAGUUCUAGAGGCGAGUAAUGUCAUUCCGAUUAUGGUAUCCGCUUGCUUUCUGCAAAUGGAGCCGCUUUUGGAGAAUUGUCUUCAAUACUGCCACAACAACAUGUCAGAUAUCUUGAAGACGUCGACGAUCUUAUCGUGUCUGGACGAUAAUCUUCUCACAAGACUGGCUGAAUUAUUUACAAAUGAGGAUGUCGAAAUGUUAAAAGACAAAAAGGAUAAAGUUCAGAGUCGUUUGUUCUGCAAGUUAAUUAUGUCACUGAUGGAAACUACUCCGGAUAAUAAGAAGGGGCAUUACAGUUCGUUGGCUAUGCUGUUCAAAUGUGGAAAAUGCAACAAAAAUGUUAUACAAUCAAUUUCGGAUUUCGUUCCUUGCAUCCCAAGUGCAAUAAAAAUCGACAACAAGGGAGCCGUUCAUAGCAAACAUGUCAGAGAUCUGACUUGGACAUUGAACGAUUACAUCGUUACUUUACGAUCGGAGUUACGUUCCUGGCGUAAAGUUUAUUGGAGAUUGUGGGGAGAUUGCCAUUUCUUGUUUUGCCAACAGUGCAAUGUGUAUUUUCCGAUACAUCAGAUCGAUUGGUGCUGUUAUCAUCCGGAAUCCGCGCAAUUCUUUGUGAACGAGCAACAGAGGCCUACACCUUUUCCUCUGGGAAGAUAUCCAUGCUGCAGUCAACGUGCCUAUAGAUUCGAAGCUUUGUCCAGUCAAAGCGGAUGCAGGUACAAAGAACAUGUACCAGAUAUAAAGAACGAGAAAGGUUUAAAUGUUUUAAAUAUUCUGACAGCAAAUAGAGAAGUAAUAACUAUCGAACCGCCCCAACUUUUUUUCCCGGAAAAGAUUACACGAUUGGUGACACGCGAUCCGUCUCUUCGACCAGGUAAAUUAGUGUGCAAGGAUAUAAUGUGGUGGAAUGGCAUAGAACUCGCGCCAUCAAGGCCAAAACUUGGCCUACUCGGAAAAAUUUGGGGUGGUUCGGGACUCCGUCGAUUACUCCAAGCGCAAGAUUCACAAAAAUCUUUGCAGAAACUUCGUCGACAGAUUUCCGCAACUACCGACCCCUUGUCUCCCACUUCUUCGAUUACGGAUGAGGACGACGAAGACGAUGGCGGAACCGCAUAUGAAGACAGUAGUAUAGACGACGAAUCGUAUUACAGCGAAGAAUCCAAUACGUGCGCAUUAAAACCAAUGAAUAAUACGAAGCACAAUCAGAAGAACAACAGUAGAUGUUGGAGCGAUAAUUUAAACGUAAGACACAAUCAGGAUAAUCAGAGAGAUUUUGAAGAAAGAGCCGCGGUGCAAAUGAUAGCACUUCUAACAAAAAGAACAGUUACGGAAAACUUGCUUUCAAAAUCUUACAACAAGCAACAACACAAUUACAAGACUAAGCAACCUAUCGGUGGGACGUAUAUGAAGCUAGAAGUUGAAUUUCGCGAACAGCUCGCUCAGUCUUGUAAAUAUAAGAAUUCUGUAAUAGGGAAGACUCGUAUGAAAUCAAACAAGUCCUGAUUUGCAUAAAGUUAAAUAAAUUCAUCUAAAGUAUCGUGUUGAAAAAAUUUUGUUGCGAUUUAAGGUAAAGAGAAAAAAAGACACUGCCAUGCAUAAUACUCUUACAUUGUGUAAUAAAUACAUUUUAUUUAAUUAAACUACAUUUAUUAAAUUAA
This is a messenger RNA of Nylanderia fulva, 2967 nucleotides long. RefSeq lists its product as uncharacterized. Lineage: Eukaryota; Metazoa; Arthropoda; Insecta; Hymenoptera; Formicidae. The record is from RefSeq and is a predicted model, not a curated record.